Molecule: messenger RNA, 4101 nt
Organism: Ylistrum balloti
Lineage: Eukaryota; Metazoa; Mollusca; Bivalvia; Pectinida; Pectinidae
Product: synaptogenesis protein syg-2-like
Exons: 14
Coding region: 1-2808 (935 amino acids)
Biological process (GO): cell-cell adhesion
Cellular component (GO): cell-cell junction
Molecular function (GO): cell adhesion molecule binding
Source: RefSeq, a predicted model, not a curated record
AUGGGGGUAUAUCAGCUGAAACAGGCAAAAUCCUACAUCAAAGAGCACUUAGCUGAAGAUGGUCAGUAUGAACUUAUGCUAUGCAGGGAGAAACCUGACUUGAUCAAAGUUCAGGUUCGUUCACAACAUGUUGCUUCGAAGGUGUACAAUCUUUGGAUUGAAUAUUCUAAUGGACUGACCCCAAUAUCAGGCUGGUAUUGUCAAUAUCCACUAGCAGAACGGUCCAUUUGGAUGUCUCCAUCUGGUACGAUAACAGUUAUCAGUGGAACGUCACAAGCCCUUGAAUGUCAGGUGAAAGGAGGUAACCCACUUGUUACACUGACCUGGCGGUGUAAAGGGUCGGAAGUGGUCGGAGUGAAUCUGAGCAAGGACAGUUUGUCAGCGUCUAGGCUAAUCGUUCCAGUGGAUCAAACCUACAAUGGAAAAGAAUGUGUAUGUACCGCUACAAAUUCUACAACAACGAUCGGGGAAAAGACUGUAGUGUUUGAUGUGAUAUAUGCUCCUACAUACAAAUUGAUGAUGUCACCAUCUGGUAACAAGGACAUUGGUGCCGGUGACUCAGUGACACUAGAUUGCCAUGUAAGGGGAGGCAAUCCCAUCGCCACACUGACCUGGCGGUGUAAAGGAGCAUUACGUACCGGGAAGAAUCUGACAUCUACUGACACUGCUCGAUCUACCUUGACAGUUACAGUGGAUAAAACCUACAACGGACAUAUAUGUGCAUGUAUUGCCACACAACAGACCAAUCCUGGCAGAGAGAUUGGUAGAAAAACUGUUGAGUUUAAUGUAAUUUAUCCACCACUAGCAACAAACAUCUAUUUGCUUCCAUCUGGUACGGAAACAGUUACCAAUGGAACGACACAACGCCUUGAAUGUCAGUUGAAGGGAGGUAACCCUCUGGCCACACUGACCUGGCGGUGUAAAGAGUCACCAAGGAUCGGUGUGAAUUUGACCACCAGCAAUUUAUCAGCGUCAAGACUGACAUUUACAGUGGAUGAAACCUACCAUGGACAGCAGUGCGUUUGUACCGCUACAUAUUCUAAAACAACAAUUGGGACAAAGACUGUCGUAUUUAACGUGCUAUAUGCUCCUGUCAUCAACCUAAAUACCUCUAAAGUCAUCCUCAGUGAAGGUGAGAGUUUUAACAGGACGUGUUCAGCUCACGGUAAUCCUUCUCCAAACGUGUCCUGGGUUCAGGAUUUUACUACGUUACCGUCAACAGGGGUCCUUUUUUUCUCCAGGAUAGAGAAAGGGGACGCCGGUAUCUAUGUAUGCCUUGCUGAAAACGGCAUUACCUCACAAACACGAACGAAAUCUUUCCGGAUCAUCGUACAAUAUGCACCCGAAGUUGACUUGGCAUUUACAAACAUGACAGAAAAUACUACGAACGCCAGUCUGAAUUGUACUGCUAGGGGCGUUCCUUCCGUGUACAAGUUCAGGUGGAUACACAAGAUUGGAUCUACAGUCGUCAGAGAUUUAGAUGACCACGUGAUCAAUUCAGAGUCAGUAAGUACACUGACUUUACCAAGAGUGAGCUAUCAGGACAUGGGGACAUACAUCUGUGAAGUGGAGAACGGAAUCAAAGGGAGUAAUGGUCAGAUUGUACAGACAAAACAGGGAAUCAUAUUUGUGGAAGGCAGUCCGCGAGCGAUCAAUGCACAAGGUAGAUAUUUGACUGAAAAAAACACCUCCCUUGACUUCAAUAUAACUUACGUCAGCUUUCCUGCGCCUGUCAACACAUCAUUGAUCCGGUAUGGCUCUACCUUACCUGUUGUCACCGUCUCAGCCGCUACAGUGACCUUGCCAUUCUAUCACAAGAACAUUUCCGUCGAUGGGUAUAUGGCACAAAUACACUUCAGUAACAUUGAAACAAAGCACCAAGGACGUUAUCAGUUGUAUAUAAAAAAUAUCGUCGAAUUUUAUUACAACUUCGACAUCAUCAUAUCUGAUAAACCGGAUCCUCCAACACAUCUGGUGAUUGAUAACAUCUCGAAAACCAGCGCCGUCAUCUCGUGGAUUUCCGGGAACAAUAACGGUCAUGUUCAAACAUUCUCACUGAGUUAUCGCAAGCACAAACAAAUUUUAGAGACAAGUGUCAUCCUGAACCACACCGUUUCUUCAUUCUUUGUUGGAAACCUUGACAUGUCAACGAAGUAUGACGUCACAGUAUUUGCAAGCAACGAUAAAGGAACCAGCGAAAAUAUUACUCGUACAUUUCAGACGCUUUCAGCAGCAUCAUCCGGCGGCCAUGGGGCUAUUUUUGGUGCAGUUGCAGGUUCAGUGGCUGCAGGUAUACUGAUUGUUGUAAUAGCAAUAGCAGCCUUCAAACAUCACCAGAAACAUACAAGACCAAAAUCAAAACCGCCUCCGGAUCGAUUAGAUGAUAACAAUGAUGGUUUGAAGGCCAACAUACUAUAUGAGUCUGCUGGUCCUAAUUACAUCCACGAGCCCGGUCCAAGUACCAGUGAUCGGGCUGGAGCUGUGUAUGCUAUGGUACAAAAACCUAAGUCGACGACUACAUUCUCUCAGGUCUAUGCUGAAGUCAGAAAACCAAAGAAAGGAACCGUGCAAAUUGAAGUGCAUGCAGAGGUACAGAGGACAGAGACAGAAACUGUCGACAAAGAUGGUCUGAAGCCCAACAUACUAUAUGAGUCUGCUGGUCCAAGUUACCUCCUAGAACCCGGUCCAAGUACAAGCGAUCAGUCGGGAGCUGAUUAUGCUAUAAGGAAGAAAGUUGAGUCGAAGACAAGUGAAGUCCAGAGAGCCGAUGAGGAGGCCAUGAAUGAAUCAGCGUAUGCAGAGGUUUAGAAGCUGUAGAACAUGAAAGAUUGAAGAUCUCCUGAUCAGUUCGGAAUUGAAAGAAUUGAAAAUAGGAAUCUAAUACGGAUAAGAGUCCGGACCACCAGUGAAUUAGCAAAUGAAACUGACGUUUGUUUGCCGAUGAAUCAGAAACGCCAGAAGAGUGUAACGAAAGACAAUACUUUAUAUUAAGCAUCACAGCUGCGCUUCACGUAAAAACGUUAAUGAUCCUUAACUCUAACACUGAAGGUUACUUAGUUUAAGAAACAACACCAAGAUAUGUUUUAUGCAUUAUGUAGACCGUUCACGGCAAAUGUAAAGUAUAUGACGAAAUGAGCUCUAUUAUAUUUUCUAUUUGAUGAAAUAUUUAUGUGUGUUAAGAAAUGAAAAUCAAGGGUCUAUUUUAUUCCAUUUUCAGGAAAUAAUAUCAAAAGAAUGUUUUUUUUUAUUAUUUUAUGAGAUAUUCGGAGUCGGGGUUGAAGCAGUGCUUUUCAUAUCCUAUAUCAAAUUUACAUAAAUCGGUUAUAUUUCUUCUGAAAUCAAAUGGUAUUCAUAAUCAGACGGGUAUAUUCCUGGUGAGUUACAUGCACACAAUGGAUGUAUUUCCGGCUGUUGAUAUUAACCAUAUAAAAACGCAUAUUAAUAUAACACAGCAAUAUUUCAUACUGUCGUUGUACUAUGUUUGUAUCAAUAUAAACCAUAAUGUUUUGUACUCAUUCUUGUCUGCGUCAUAACAGUAAUAACAAAUUAUAAAAAGUAGAAUUCACAAUUUCAAUGUAUAGACUCAAUCUAAUAAUAAUUUUAAUAUUGCCAAAAAGAUGGAGCAUAAAAUACGCCACAGGACUGCAGUGCUGUCAAUCAGAGUAGUCCAGCGCCAUCCCGACUGUAGGUAUUGCAAUCAUGCUAAAUUUGUCAUAUUUGUGCUACUGUUUCUACAUACAUGUUAAUGCUAUAUGUACUGAAGGGAUCCUAAAUAUAUCAUACUUGUUAUUGUUUUCAUUUCUUUGUGUAUCAUGUGUUUUGAAAUCAUGCUGAAUUUGUCAUAUUGAUGCUACUUUAUCUAUAUUUAGACCGUAAUUAUAUAUUGUAAUUUUGCUAAACAUAUCAUAUUUGUAUUUUAUAUAUCUAUGUGCCAUUAAAAUACAUUAACUUAACUUGAUGUUCUUGAUAAAUGCCAGUAAGAUAGACUACGCACCAUUAAAAAACAAAUAUCUUGUGUAAUGGUCCGUAAAGUGUAUUUCAAAGCAGGGUCAUUUGGGGUCUGGCCCCACUUGUAUAAAAUAUCUCAAUUUAAGAUUUCCU